AUGUCGGGCGGACCGUCUGUGAUACGGCGGCAUACCUUUGAGAAGUCGAACACAGAACUCACCUCCUCUCUUCGCGCAAACUUCACCGCCCACCAGUCCUCUCCUCCCACACCCACAACAAACGGCAACACCACAGCACCGAAGCCGAAACCACCAUUCAAGUCAUGGACAACCCAACAAGACAACACAUUAUGGAUACCCACGCACACCCCCUUCCCUCUCUCAGAACCCCGCGAAUCCUACGACAUAACCGUGAAACUCUUCUACCUCCCCAACGUACCAGCGGACACACGAUGCGUCCAAACGCGGGAAGCCAUCAACCUCGUCCUCAAAGAGCUCGGCACAUCCUCAAUCGACCUCCUCAUCGUCUCCUUCCCAGGCAUAUCCUUCGACGCCGACGACGAAGAAUCUGAUCUCGACGACACACCCUCCGCUCCCGAUUCCCUCGCCGAAGCUGACUGCGACGCAGACGGCGCCCCAGAAGACAUCGACACCAUUGUGACGACAUGGCACACGCUCGAGAAGCUGCAUGAAGAGGGGCUCGUCAGCAACCUAGGCAUCUCCGAGUUCGGCUGCAGCAGGUUGGAAAAGUUUCUCCCCAGGACGAAGGUCAAACCUAGCGUGGAUCAAAUUAAUGUGAGGGAUUGCUGCGUAGUGCCCAAGCCGUUGAUCUUGUAUGCGAAGCAGCAGCAGAUUCAGCUGUUGACGCAUAAUGACUGCACGAAUGUGCUGCCGAGGGGUACGCUGAGGGAUAUACUAGGGUCGGGUGAGAAGGGCGUUGGUGUCCUUGCUGGAGAGAAUGAGGAUGGGGAGAGGUUAAGGGGGGAGGUGCAGCCGCAGUGGGUGGUCAAGUAUACGGCUGUGGUGAAGGACCGUGGGGUUGUGGAGAGUAAGGGGUACUUUGCGGUGGCGGAGUUGAGGGAAUAG
Didymosphaeria variabile is the source of this 927-nucleotide messenger RNA. RefSeq lists its product as uncharacterized. Gene Ontology annotation, cellular component: glutamate-cysteine ligase complex. Gene Ontology annotation, molecular function: glutamate-cysteine ligase catalytic subunit binding; enzyme regulator activity. The transcript has a single exon. NCBI's taxonomy places the organism in Eukaryota, Fungi, Ascomycota, Dothideomycetes, Pleosporales, Didymosphaeriaceae. Bases 1 to 927 code for a protein of 308 amino acids. The record is from RefSeq and is a predicted model, not a curated record. Gene Ontology annotation, biological process: glutathione biosynthetic process.